CCGAAGGCGGAAGUACUUCAGUGGUCAGCCAAGGCCGAGCUCAACGCCAGCGAAGCAGCAAGAUGGCUCACAGGCUGCUUGUGCGCAGAAUUUGGACGCUCUCUGCGAAAGACAUCCGCUGCCUCCCAGCAUCCGCCGCCGCCGCCUCUUCUUUUUCCACCUCUAUCCUGCAGUUCGCCACAACCCGGGCGUCCUUCCUCUCGCCCUCGCACGCUCUGCCUUGCUCCCUCCCUCACACCUCCCUUCGGGGAGUCUCCUUCAACGUUCAGGACCAUGAGGACUUCACGGUCAGGGUGAUCAACAGCGAGCUGCCCGUGCUCGUUGACUUCCAUGCACAGUGGUGCGGUCCCUGUAAGAUCCUCGGUCCGAGGUUGGAGAAGGCCGUUGCGAAACAGAAAGGCCGCGUUGCCAUGGCAAAGGUCGACAUAGACGAUCACACAGACCUGGCCAUCGAGUACGGGGUGUCUGCCGUGCCGACAGUGAUCGCCAUACGGGGAGGGGACGUCGUUGACCGCUUUGUGGGGAUCAAAGAUGACGACGAGCUGGACUCAUUUGUCGGGAAGGUCAUCGGACAAUAGCCUAACCCUGCCAUUCACCGCCGUCAUGGUGCAGUUGUGUGUGGCGAUUACAACUGCCAUCGCCGGCCUGUUAAAAAACCUGCCACAAUCUUAGGUGGCAAACACUCAAAUGCUCACACCCAUCCCUAGACCAACUGUUCCGGCUUUGCAUCAAUGCUUCCGUCUCUGUCUCCUAUUCAUUUUUUGUCUAGAGAUGGGCGUGUGCUUCCAUUUGUUUGUUUUUUUUGCAGCGUUUUCUAUUUCUCUACAGUAAUGUGACUUCUCUCCUCACAAGAGCAGCCGGGCUCUUCAUACGCAUAUAUGUUCAAAAGAUUAAAAGUCAGCAGAAUGGAAAUCACGCCACUGCACGUGUACUGUAAAACAUGAGGGACGAACGUUUUUAGUUUUAGCGGGCGGAAAGGGUUCAACUUAAAAAGCUGACCAUACUGAAUGAGGCUAGUGAGUGUUAACCUGUAGUUCCUGUGUUUGUCCACACGGUGGUGGCGUUUCUCUUAGCAUGGCGAAAGCCACACAUGGGUCGUUUUACACCAGUCUGCCUAAAUGAUGUGAGAGGAAGGUGUGUGUGUGUGUGUCUUGACUAAGGUCAAGUGGGAAUUGCAAAUACAAGUUUGGUUUGGUUUAUUAAUCAAAUGAACUCUAUGUACUGGGAACAAGUGAAGUAAUAAAGGAGUCAGAAGAUGU
This is a messenger RNA of Cyclopterus lumpus (lumpfish), 1259 nucleotides long. RefSeq names its product thioredoxin 2 (gene txn2). Bases 63 to 578 code for a protein of 171 amino acids. Gene Ontology annotation, cellular component: mitochondrion. Gene Ontology annotation, biological process: cell redox homeostasis. Gene Ontology annotation, molecular function: protein-disulfide reductase activity. The record is from RefSeq and is a predicted model, not a curated record. NCBI's taxonomy places the organism in Eukaryota, Metazoa, Chordata, Actinopteri, Perciformes, Cyclopteridae. The transcript has 4 exons.